GUAUACAGUUGGCGCGUAAGAUUCCCCAGCAUCUUAGAGGCUAGGAAGUAUGCAGCAUCCGAAUUGCAGCGUCCACAGGGCUAUAACUUUCCAUCGGGCACUCCCGAGUGCCCAACUAACACGGGGAGGGUCAAUUACAUUGAGGGCGGUUUUCUCAGCGCACAGUGGGAACACCACGCGCUGAACCGUGGGAUAAAUUUCGAUCUAAUCUACGAUUAUACGUUCCUCUGCGCCCUGCACCCGAACUUGCGUCCUCAAUGGGCCGAUCGCAUGGCUCUACUCCCGCGACAGGAUGGUUUGCUUAUCUGUCUGGAAUACCCCAUGUACAAAGACCCGUCGUGGCCGGGCCUACCCUGGGGAACUUAAGGGCGUUCACUGGGAUUUGCUGGCGCGUGGCGGAGACGGGAUAACAACUACUAGUAUUACCAAAGAGCCGGAAGACACAACGGCAGGUGAGUUGGCUGGGCAGUUCCAACGGGUGCAGUAAUUUAACCCCCCUCGGUCAUAUGGAAACCGGAAAGGUACGGAUAUGCUGAGCGUCUAUGCCCGGCGGUGAAGUCGCCUGAUAGUUGGAGGCGAACGGGUCUUGUUUCAGGGUUAUAAACUAGAUAGCUGCCUGGCUGAGCCCUGCGAUGCCCCUUAUGUGCGCUGUCUUCCAGUAAAUAGCAACAUCGGCUGUUUGGGCGUUCGCUGAGACUUUCUGGGAAGAUAUUAUGAGGGAUUCAGCUGCUCUUCGUUAAAAGGUUCUGGAGAAAGAUUUCAGGAUUUGG
This is a messenger RNA of Aspergillus ibericus CBS 121593, 770 nucleotides long. RefSeq lists its product as uncharacterized. Lineage: Eukaryota; Fungi; Ascomycota; Eurotiomycetes; Eurotiales; Aspergillaceae. The record is from RefSeq and is a predicted model, not a curated record. The annotation marks the transcript as partial. Gene Ontology annotation, molecular function: S-adenosylmethionine-dependent methyltransferase activity. The transcript is spliced from 2 exons.